Messenger RNA from Purpureocillium takamizusanense, 1483 nucleotides. RefSeq lists its product as uncharacterized. NCBI's taxonomy places the organism in Eukaryota, Fungi, Ascomycota, Sordariomycetes, Hypocreales, Ophiocordycipitaceae. The transcript has 3 exons. The record is from RefSeq and is a predicted model, not a curated record. The coding region runs from base 351 to 1154 and encodes 267 amino acids.
CAGUCGCCCGUUGCCAUCUGUAUCCAGGGACUGGCAAGCAUUCACUGACAAUUAGCGCCGCGCCGCUCUCUUUCACAUAAAAAUAGGCCCCCUCCAGUUUUAUUGGAAACGGUCUUGCUUCUCCUUACACCUCGCAUUCUGCUCAAGCCCUGGGUUGGACGACUUUUGUUCCUAGUCCUACACACGAGGGCGCCUCCUGAAACAAACGCCGAAAGGCGCUCACCAAUCGACAAGCAAGCGGUUUGCCACGCGCGCCAGCACAAAGCGAUAAAUACUUGCCCACGCCAGUUCCAGAUCUGCCCUAUCGGCGGUUCUUCCUCCAAUUUCAAUAGCUCUACGCCAUAUCCACGAUGACUUCCUAUCUGGCAAAGAUAAUAAGCAAGAGGAUUCUGGGGGAGUCGCUCCAGAACAAGUUCGGUACCGAGGACCCGUACUUCGAGCAAGUCCCUGCCACGAGGCUCGAUGGGCGACCAACUGGCAAACUCAAGAAGCGCAAGAAGGCCCUGCCGCCUGGCAUCUCAGAGCACGACGGAAAAGUCUUGACCAAGGUCAAGAGGCGAGCGCAUCGCCUUGACCUAGCCCUCUGCAGCUUCCUGGGGGUGCGAUUUGGCUGGAGUAGCGUAAUUGCACUGGUCCCUGCAAUCGGCGAUGCGCUGGACGCAUUCAUGGCCCUCAUGGUUCUCAAGACCUGCUGCAAGGUCGAGGGAGGACUUCCCCACUGGAUCAAGCUCCAAAUGAUGUUCAAUAUUGUCUUCGACUUUGCGGUCGGCCUCGUACCGUUCAUCGGCGACGUUGCAGACGCCGCGUUCAAAGCCAACACCCGCAACGCCCUGCUGCUCGAAGGCCAUCUCCGUGAGAAGGGCAAGAAGGAACUGCGGAAGAGCGGCCAGCCUCUUCCUGCCGUCGACCCCAGCAGCCCCGAAGAAUUCGACAAAGAGCGGCGGGACAGCCCGCCGCCGGCCUAUCAGCCACACGCCCCACCGCAACAUGGUGCUGCCAGGCCAAGCGAGCACGAGGCCAUGCCUAGUGCUCCAGAGGAGGCCCAUGUGCACGGCGGACGUGGUUGGUUUGGCCGCAGCAAAGCGAGACCGCAGGACAUCGAGACGGGUAGAGGCGACCACGACGCGCAUAGCGCGCGGCAGGGCCGCCGAUAGGGCUCGAAGACGCGCAGGUAGCGGAAGAGGGGUACUCCCUAUAAAGUAGGGGAGCCCUGCUGAUGGGCUGGGACGGACGGUGGGAUCCGCGUUGGGGCGAGCCACGAUCGCCACCAAAUGCCAGCGAUUAUUGAAGCGUGGAAUGUGCGACACCGUACUAGGGUCUAGACGCGUUAAUGGAUGGACAAGGGCAGCGCGUUUGCAUAAGAUCUGAUAAGAUGGCUUGGAUUUCUCGUGGCAUGAAUACCCCCUGGUGCACUAUAGCUAGGUACCUUACAAAGUAGUAGUACUAGUACGUAGUACGGAGUACUAACGUAGCAAUUAAAGAG